AAUCAUCAUCCAAACCUAAAUUUUCUGCUUCUACAGUUCUACCCAUCAAAUAUGGCUGGCCCUGUUUUCGGAUUCCACCCUCACAGCUUCGGCGACCCUUCUGAUCACUGUGUUGUUCCUUUCGGAACACAAAAGGCUGCGCUACCAGGAAGAGGACCCCUCGUUUUUCGCUUCAAGGUACCGCCGACUUUCAACAUCGCCAAUAUUGAAGCACCGGUGAAUGUUCGUGCACCCAGCACCACAGACGGAGAGAGAAAGGAUGUCGAUGCACUUGCAAGUGGCAGUAGUUCCAUGGCGGCGCACUCUGUCAGAAACACCGACAUUAUUCCUGUCCUCUCGACCCAAAAACCAAAUAUCGCGGACGAGGUAGCUGUCCCUGUUAUGCCGGUUGAGAGAAAACGGCGCCAGAUCAUACGCUUGAAGGUAGCCGCACCCAAGAACACCACCACUGAAGCAGCGUUACCAGAAUCUGAGAAGGAAAAAGAUGCUCUUUACAGAGUUUACAGGCCAAUAAACCAACUCUUGCUCUUGCAACAUAAAACCAACCUCAUGGAGAACUCGUGUGUUUGCAUAUCUAUGAACGUAAAGCAGAAAACAUCUUCCAUGGUGUAGCAAUCUUAGCCAUCUCUUAAACUGUAAACUAUACAUAUGUGCAAAAGUUUCAAUCUGAACAAAAUACUUCAAAUUUAUGCUCAAGCCUUGCUGGAGGAUCCUGCUUUAGAAGUGUGACCAGCAGAUGAGUAAGACUUGCCACCUUGAGUGAGGCACAAGUAUUUCGGGCCUUUGUAACCCCAGAAUUCUUCUGAGGCAUCUGCGGUUGUCUUUGAAACAAGAAGCCCAGAAGAUGUGACGCUUGGGGAAGCAGCAUGUUUGAGUGUAAUGGCUUCAGAGAUUUGAUCUGGUUCUUGGAAAAUGCUCAAGCAUUUUCCUUGAGGAAAGCCUUCCAGGGAUGACUAGAGGGGGAAAUAUUGUUACACUCUAAACCUCCCUUUGAAUAAUCUUUAUACUAAUAA
Molecule: messenger RNA, 1013 nt
Organism: Rubroshorea leprosula
Lineage: Eukaryota; Viridiplantae; Streptophyta; Magnoliopsida; Malvales; Dipterocarpaceae
Source: the annotation of a GenBank genome assembly